UUCCGCGAAAGACUUUCGCAAUCGCCUCGCACCGUCACGGAAGCGACCGCUCGGAUUGAGACCGAGAGAGCGCGAUGUACCUGAAGAAACCUCUAUGGAGCGACGCACUGAAGCAGAGCAACCCCAGCCCCAGCCCCGUCGCCGGCGACGGCGCCGACGCCGACGCCGACGCCCCCACUGAAUCCGACCGGGACUCGCCGCUCGCGGUGGUGGAGGAGCUCGUUGGCUCGCUCACGAAGCAGCGGGUGUACCGGGAAGUCACCCUCGCCCUCCGGACCGGCCUCCGGGACGCCCGCGCCGAGUUCUCCUUCCUCCGCGUGCGCGGCCUCCGCGGCCUCCUGAAGUUCCUCCGAUCCGUCUCCGAGUCCGAUACCGCCAUCGAGCUGUUCGCUCUCAGCCAGUCCGUGCGCGAGCUCCAAGUGAUUCCAGUCUUGUUUCAACAUUCAUUAAAAGAUGCAGAGGAAGGCAAUGUGGCGAGUUUGGAUCAUAUUUUCGACGUUGAGCCUCUGAAGAUAACUAGCCCGUCGACAGAUACUGAAGUUGCGCUGGCGCUUCGAGUUUUAGAAGGUUGCUGUCUUCUUCACAGCGAGAGCACCAUCUUGGCGCAUCAGCACAAGGCUAUUCCUGUCAUGAUGAACAUACUUUCCACUCGGGGAGUGCUGGAGCAAGGUGCUUGCUUGGAUGCUCUGAUUUCUAUCAUGUUGGAUUCGUCAGCCAAUCAGCUGGACUUUGAGUCAUGCCAUGGAAUUGAGGAAGUUGCAGAGCUCAUAAGGGACAAACAAAUCGACGAGAACCUCAGGUUGAAGUGUGGGGAAUUCUUGCUGCUGCUCAUUGGGCAUGUAAACGGGAGGGACAAGUCUCCAAUGGCAACUGUUCACGAAGAUAUAAGGCAGCUUCUGGGGGAGAAAUCUGCAUCCUUGAUAUGGGCAGCUAGUCAAUUUGGCUCAACUCUUGAUCCGGAACAGAGAUUGACAGCUCUGCACAUUCAAGCUCGUCGGGUUCUUGAAUCAAUCGGCAUGUACUGAGCCAUGGUCCUUGGGGGUACAAAAAUCAGCCCCCUUUUUGCACACUUGUUACUAGAAAGAUGCUAGUUACGGAUAUGAACCUUUUCGACCAUAAGUAAUUUCUAUACAAAUUGACAUGGUGCAGUUGCUCGUCAUGAGACUUGACAAUCAUAGACAAAUUCCAAAACCCUUUUUCAUGUGUACUGAUAAA
Syzygium oleosum is the source of this 1215-nucleotide messenger RNA. RefSeq lists its product as uncharacterized. NCBI's taxonomy places the organism in Eukaryota, Viridiplantae, Streptophyta, Magnoliopsida, Myrtales, Myrtaceae. The coding region runs from base 75 to 1025 and encodes 316 amino acids. The record is from RefSeq and is a predicted model, not a curated record. The transcript has 5 exons.